CCUCCCCCCAUGCGACCUUACACUCCUAUUGUCCUAAACUGGUGAUUCAGGCCUUUCAGCCCUUUGCAGAACUUUGGCCCUUUGGAGGCAGGGCAGUCAGCAGGGGGAGGUCUAGCCCCCAGCUCUAUUUCUGAGUGGCUUAACUGGCUCCAACCGCCCAAUCUGCCCUGAUCAGAUGGAAGCGCCCGGGGCUAUUUCCCUGCAGCUGGGAGUCAAUGCACUGUGUGCUCUAAAGCUGCGUCUGCCCUUGGGGCUGCCCACUCCCUCUUCUGAUCCCCUGGGCGGGGGAGAGACCUAUCUAAGCAGGGCUUGGACUACAUCUCCCAGCGUGCCUGUCAGAGUGGUGGCCUCUGUGCGUCGGCUGCACCCGUUGCCGGCCACAAUGCAGCGGGCUGGGAGCAUGAUGUCCCAUCUGGGCUCCUGUCUCCAGGCGCUCCCCUCGGCCCUGCGCCGUUCUCUCAGUAGUGCACAGGACGUGCUCCGCAGGACACCACUCUAUGACUUCCACCUGGCCCAUGGCGGGAAGAUGGUGGCAUUCGCAGGCUGGAAUCUGCCUGUGCAGUACCGGGACAGCCACGUUGACUCACACCUGCAUACACGCCGGCACUGCUCGCUCUUUGACGUAUCCCACAUGCUGCAGACCAAGAUAUUUGGCCAUGACCGGGUGAAGCUGAUGGAAAGUCUAGUGGUUGGAGAUAUUGCAGAGCUAAAGCCAAACCAGGGAACACUGUCGCUGUUUACCAAUGAGGCUGGUGGCAUCUUAGAUGACUUGAUUGUGACCAACACCUCUGAGGGACACCUGUAUGUGGUGUCCAAUGCUGGAUGCUGGGAAAAGGACCUGACCCUCAUGAAGGACAAGGUUAGGGAGCUUCAGAACAUGGGCAACGAUGUGGGCCUGGAGGUGAUGGAUAAUGCCUUGCUAGCCCUGCAAGGCCCCACUGCAGCUCAGGUGCUACAGGCUGGCGUGGCAGAUGAUCUGAGGAAACUGCCCUUCAUGACCAGUGCUGUGAUGGAGGUGUUUGGCGUGUCUGGCUGCCGUGUGACCCGCUGUGGCUACACAGGAGAGGAUGGUGUGGAGAUCUCGGUGCUGGCCGCGGAGGCAGUCCGCCUGGCAACAGCUCUGUUGGAAAACCCAGAGGUGAAGCUGGCAGGUCUGGCGGCCCGGGACAGCCUGCGCCUGGAGGCAGGCCUCUGCCUGUAUGGGAAUGACAUUGAUGAACACACCACACCUGUGGAAGGCAGCCUCAGUUGGACAUUGGGGAAGCGCCGCCGAGCUGCUAUGGACUUCCCAGGAGCCUCAGUCAUUGUUCCCCAGCUGAAGGGCAAGGUGCAGCGGAGGCGUGUGGGGUUAAUGUGUGAGGGGGCUCCUGUGCGGGCGCACAACCCCAUCCUGAGUACGGAGGGUACUGUGCUUGGUGCUGUGACCAGUGGCUGCCCCUCACCCUGCCUAAAGAAGAAUGUGGCGAUGGGUUAUGUGCCCUAUGAGUACAGUCGGCCAGGUACCCUGCUGCUGGUAGAGGUGCGGCGAAAGCAGCAGAUGGCCAUGGUCAGCAAGAUGCCCUUUGUGCCCACAAACUAUUAUACCCUUAAGUGAGGAUGACUUGGAGCAGGGCCCUCUCCUCCAGGAGCCUUACCCUGGAGGGCACUGUACAAGGGGCUAGGGGUUUGUACAAGGGGUUUGUCAGGAAGCUGAGGCAGAACACACUUGGGGUGACUAGGUGGAGGCUGGUACUGGUUGUCUGGGUAACGGGGUCACACCACCUAUUCCCACUUCAUCCUGUGCCACUUGCAACUUCAAGACCCCAUUUCUGAGUGAUGGACCAGCCCACGGUCCCAUUGACCCCACUCUUGCCUGCUGGAGAAGCAUCAGUUCUGGCACCUCGCCCUUCCACUCUGCCAGGUGCUGCCUGUGGAGCAAAGACUCACCUUUAGGGGGAGGAGAAAGCCUGCCCAACCUACCUCACCACGGUUUCUCACACUGCAAAGGGUCACUACCUUGGGCAGUGCCGGCUACCUCCUCUGGUUCACUUUCCAUGAAUUCAAACUGUUGCCUCUUCCUGGGCAGGGAUGAUUCCUGACUCACAGAGGGUUGGCCUAGUAGGGCUGUGGUGCCCGUGUGUAAACUUGGGGAUGGCUGAGGGGGGCAUGGACUCAUUCUUUCACAUUCUCCAGUUGGCCCAGCCUGCUGCCCAGCAGCCAGCCAUGCCAGGCUCACCACCUGUUCUGAGCCCCAGGGCUGUUGUAGGGCAGGCUGGGCCUCCUCCCAGACUUGCCUUAUCCUGGGCUGACCUUCGUCCCUGGGACUUAUUACUGGACUCCGCUGACUCCUAAAGAAAAUAAAACAUUAAAUGAGCUUCCUUCCUUCUUGCUU
This is a messenger RNA of Delphinapterus leucas (beluga whale), 2371 nucleotides long. It is a transcript of the gene AMT, whose product is annotated as aminomethyltransferase. The record is from RefSeq and is a predicted model, not a curated record. NCBI's taxonomy places the organism in Eukaryota, Metazoa, Chordata, Mammalia, Artiodactyla, Monodontidae. Gene Ontology annotation, cellular component: mitochondrion; glycine cleavage complex. Gene Ontology annotation, biological process: glycine catabolic process. Gene Ontology annotation, molecular function: aminomethyltransferase activity; protein binding.